Molecule: messenger RNA, 925 nt
Organism: Vicia villosa (hairy vetch)
Lineage: Eukaryota; Viridiplantae; Streptophyta; Magnoliopsida; Fabales; Fabaceae
Product: ethylene-responsive transcription factor ERF109-like
Exons: 1
Coding region: 145-741 (198 amino acids)
Biological process (GO): regulation of DNA-templated transcription; ethylene-activated signaling pathway
Molecular function (GO): DNA-binding transcription factor activity; DNA binding
Source: RefSeq, a predicted model, not a curated record
AACCCUCCACGUUACAAGACCCAUACCAUACCACAUUAAAGAAAACAAAAAAUGAAACAACAUAAGACCUUAAACUAUCGAACAAUAUUCGCAUUUUUCUCACUCACUCUCACUCCAAUGUGAAGUGAGUGAGAAGAGUAUACAAUGGCUGAUUUUCCCAUUUCAGGUGAUAAUAAUGUUGGAGCAGCAUUAUUACCAGAUAAGGAACAAGAAAACUCUAUCAUAGUAUCCACUCUCGUUCAUGUUCUCUCCUCGUCAAAUAACGUUGCUGUUCCUAACCAACAAAUGAAACGGGAAUCAGAAUCAGCCACGUCAUCGUCUGCAAGUGGGUCCCUCCAGAAUCAGUAUGAUCCUUACACGUGUAGUGCAUGUAAAAUCAACGGCUGUCUCGGUUGCAAGCUCUUCGUUGAGAAAGAGAAAGGAGAGAAGAGAAAAAAGUACAGGGGAGUGAGGCAGAGAGCAUGGGGAAAAUGGGUGGCUGAGAUACGAGAUCCAAAAAGGGCCACUCGUGUUUGGCUUGGUACUUUUCCUACAGCGGAGAAUGCUGCAAGAGCUUAUGAUCAAGCUGCUAUAAAGUUUCGUGGUGCUAGAGCUAAACUCAAUUUUGAAUCCUCAGAUUGUAGUGUUACUGAUGAAAAGAUGCAAAGUGCGAAAGUGAAGGAACAUGCUGGUGAGAUUGCAGAGAUGAAUCAAACAAAAACUACUAUCUUAACAUUCGGGUCAACAAGCCAAGUUGACUAGAGCAUGUAAGAUGAGAAAAAUAAACAGCAACUUUGUUGCUAUGAAGUUCAUUUUGAAUAGAUAAUAAGCCACACGUGUUACUUUGUAUGCGUGAAUUUUGCUGCUACUUCAAAAAGUUAAGUGUGACACUUCACUCUUCAUUCAUCUCUUCAAAAGUUACUUAGUACAUGUUUUGUUUUCUAAA